AUGCUACCCAAGGUCGCAACCCAGCUCCUCCACAGCACUUCUCGGGCAGCUGUCGCGGCCCAGAACCAAUCCCAUCAUACACUCCGCAAUGUCCUCCAUUCCUCAUCCAGCUCGUCACCCGCGGGUGCCCGCGCGGGACCCAGCUCGAGUGGGGGGUCGAGCAAUGGGCCUGGGCCGGGAGGUCAAAAGUACACCGGCAGUCGUUUCCAGUCGGGCUACGGCGGCGCUGGUCGCGCGGUGACGCAGGCUAACGCCAUGUCGUCGCAGGACACAAGCGUCGCGCCGACCGACGAGGAAGAACAGGAUUUGGUCAUAUCCCACCGUGUCUCGUUGAACACCUCCUCGCGCAAACGCCCGCGUAGCUACAGCCUCUCCUCCUCGUCUUCUCCCUCCCCGAACGCGCCGCCGGCAGGCAUCCUCAAGACUGUGCAGUUGCAUGCGCGGUCAAGGCACGCUUUCACAGCGGCGCUUUCCCCAGACGAACAGGACGCAGCAGUCGCACCCCCUGCGCCGGCUCUGGUUCGUAGAAACUCGACAUCGAGUUCGCCUCCGUCUCCCCGUCUGGUUGCCGCCGAAGAGGCUGCAGCUCUUCCUCCACUGCAUUCCUCGGCAACAGCGCCUCUCCCUCCGCUCUCCGCCACCGCUCUAGAUUCUGCAGACCCCGCUGCUCCUCAAACAGUGGAGCCUCCCCGUCCUCCGCCGGAAUCAGCAGCCGUGCAUGCCAUCCGUCGUGCGCAGAUGGCAGGCAGUGUGAAUGGUGUUGCGCAAGCUAUUAGAGAACACCUUGUUGACACGUCUGCUUCUCUUUCCGUCCGGGACUUCAACAUAGCGAUCGAAGCGCUGCGGGAGGCACGGCAGAAAGAUCAGUCGUUGACUCUGCUACUGCAGACGUACGGUUCAAUGCUCAAGAAAGGUGUCCUGCCCAAUCUGCAGACUUACGUCGAGCUCAUACUGGCCAUCGGGGACCGCGACAACGAGAUCCAUACGGCCAUUACCGCAAUACGUUCACGCGGGCCAGUCUCCAAGUCCAACGCGCAGAAGAUUGAGCGCCUGCAGGCCGAAAACACGUUUGACUCUGCGAUGAAGCUGUUUGAGACGAUCAACACGCCUGAAUACUUGAAGUCGCUCGAUGCAGCCGUUCAUGUCUUGACUGCUCUGGAACGAACUCAACUCACCCCGUCUGCGGCGGUCUUCCGACAUAUGAUCAGAGUCUAUGCGACGCCCACAAGCGUCGACAAUGCUGAAAUCAUCUUCAAGGAUUUCUUGGACCGUGCUUCGUCUGGAAAGUUGCUCUGGAAGGCCCCGGCUAUCGACAUAGACCAGUCACGGCGCCAAUACCUACAGGUCUACAACGAAAUGGUCUCCACGUACUUUGUUGCUGGUCGGCCCGACAAGGCCGUUGAGCUCCUCGAACGGAUGAUGUCCUCCACUGCAGCACCGGAAUUCGCGCAAGCGGACACGCCUCAUCCAGCGCCUUCGACAUACACUGCGAUCAUUUCUGGGUUUAUUCGCUCUGGGGACCUCGACACCGCCAUCACAUGGUUCCAGCGUUUGCUGGCUCAGCAGACAGUCGCCGGGAAACCGUUCGAAUGUUCUACGGCAGUGCUUCGACCCGACGGUGUUGCGUGGCAUGCGAUGAUCGAGGCAUUGGGCGAUGCUGGCCGACUUGACGAACUCAAUGAACUUUUCCUGACGCUACUGGAAUGUGCACCGAACGACCAACUUACGAUCCGUGACGCUGACCGAGAAAUCGUGUAUGUGGCGAACGUCCGUGUUCUCUCCCAGCUUUCGCCCGAGCAACUGGUCUCCACCACAAUGUUUUUGGCCAAUCACGUGGUUGCCCCGCAUAUGGACGUGCUUCAGCUCGCAAAACCGCUCUGGCAAGCACUUGUGUCGGCUGGGCUCUUCCAGGAAGCAUUGGCUGUCUCGAAGCAAUUAGGUGUCAGCACGGGUGAUGUCGCUCAUACGAUAUUGCAGUCAAAGGAGUCACUCUCGUUUGAUUUUGUGCUCGGAUUGACGCGACUGGGACGUUCAUCGAACCUGCUGAGCAACUCGGUGCGGAUUCUGCACACGUAUGGUCAGGCGCGCGCUGCUGCCGGGAGCGCAGAGGAGCUGGCGGCCUCGCACGCGAUGACGGUUCAGGAUUGGACUCUUCUCUUGGAAUGCGCUGUGAUGAACGAGAUCUCGAGUGCAUCACGGCCCAAGGGCUAUGCGUUCAAGGGCCUUGUCAGUCUUCUCGAAGAUAUGGCAUCUGCCGGCUCUACACUGAUCCAUGUCCCCGCUACUCUCUCUCGCCGUGUUGCGAAGACUGUGUUCGUGAAGAGGGGCGCAGAGGGUGUCCAACAGAUCUUUGCACAGCUUGGGGCUGGGUUCGUCCAGGUCCUCGAUGGGAUGGAGGGUUUGGAUGCUCCAGCUUCGGCGUCUCCAACGAUCUCGAGUGCAGGCAGCCAUUUGUCGGCUGAGACGGCGCUCACCUCCGAGCCUGAGCAGCGGUUGACAUUCGACAAGAACUUCUCUCAACAGCUCGAGGAGAAACUGUCACAGCCUACGAGCCGGGAGCGAACUCUCGAAGCCGAUGCGUUCUUCCACGCCUCGUAUGCGCAGGGUGUUGUUCCUACGCCGUUCGCUGUGGGGCGCCUGAUCCAGAGCCUGGGUCGGAUUGGUGCUGUGGACCGGGUGCGGGAGGCAUACACUGCCGCACAGGCGGUGCUGCACUUGCUGGAAGGAAACAAACGCGCGCAGAGCACUGCGUGGUUCGCCGUCGAGAACAGCAUGAUCGUCGGGCUGGCACACGCAGGGGACCUGGAGAGCGCGCACGUGCACCGCAUGCGGAUCCUCGAGCUCGGUGGCGCGCCCACUGCUGAUGCGUAUGGCGCGCUGAUUCUGUACGUCAAGGACACGACGGACGACACGAGUAAUGCACUGGCCCUGUUCCACGAGUCGCAGACGCACCAGGUUGUGCCCAACUUGUAUCUCUACAACAACAUCAUCUCGAAGCUCGCAAAGGCCCGCAAGGCUGACCACGCAUUGCAGCUGUUCGAGGAGAUGAAGACGCACAAGCACACCCAGCCGAGCUCGAUCACCUAUGGCGCGGUCAUCGGUGCCUGUGCGCGAGUGGGCGAUGUCGAGUCGGCGGAGAAUCUGUUUGCGGAGAUGAUCGCAUCGCCUCUUUACCGGCCGCGCGUGCCGCCGUUCAACACGAUGAUGCAGCUUUACACGACGACCAGACCGAACCGCGAACGGGCGUUGCAUUACUACCAGCAGAUGAGACAGUCCCGGGUCUCGCCGUCUGCCUAUACAUACAAGCUGCUGAUGGAUGCUUACGGGCGGAUUGAGCCGGUCGACAUCCCGAGGAUGGAGCAAAUCUGGGAAGCUCUGCGGCAGGACCCGACGGUGGACAUCCAGGGCAACCACUUUGCGACGUUGAUCAAUGCCUACGGCUGUGUCCAGAAAGACCUCGACAAGGCGCUGUCCGUGUUUGCGUCGAUUCCGUCGAUUCCAGGUGCCCCGCCACGUGACGCAUUGGUUUUCGAGGCUGUGAUCAACACGCUCGUCGCGCACCGGCGCACAGACUUGAUGCCGCAGUACGUCGGGAUGAUGCACCGGGAGGGCGUGCACAUGACAGCAUACAUCGCCAACUUCCUGAUUAAGGGCUACGCGGAUGUCGGUGACAUGGACCAGGCGCGGCUGAUCUUCGAGAGUCUCGUCGACCCGCCGAGCGGCGUUGCGGCCGUCGGCAACCACGCCCCCCACGAGCCGAGUGUGAUGCCCAUGAUCGACCCCGCGGAACCUGUCUACCGUGAGCCGUCGACCUGGGAGGUCAUGGUCCGUGCUGAGUUGGGGUGCGGAAUGCGCGAAAACGCGAAUGCGCUCCUGGAGAGGCUCGCGACGAGGUGUUACCCUGAGGCUGUGUACAACCGCAUCAGCGGCAUCCUCGUUGACCACUCGACCGUGGUUUGAUCUGCCUCCAUCCAUCUCAUCCGUGUAUCUCUAGUCAACCAAGUAGAUGUAUAUGUAUAUUAUCGACGGCAUUUAAAAAGUAGAAUAGCUUCGAGUGAUCGAGGAUUUGAUGGUUUAACGUGCAGUACUUGGCAGGCACUGGCAGUCUACUUGAAUCCAAUGCAAAGCAAUGCUGGUAUUGGUACAAAUGCAGGGUGAUAAUAAUACAAUAGAUGUCCAUCGUGAUACUCAACGCGCCCAAUCCAGGUCACCCAGAUCGUCCUCUGGCAGGUCAGCCCAGCUGAUUCGAUCCACUUUCUCAACGACGCGGGAAAAGGAUCGCAGGAUGGGCGCGGCAUAUCACAAACUGCGCCCAGUGAGCUGUCCUCGUCCGACUCAUCCUGCUCCUGCACCACAUCAAGCGGCCUGUGUUUCAUCCCCAGACGGUACACCGGGAUCU
This is a messenger RNA of Mycena citricolor, 4399 nucleotides long. The record is from the annotation of a GenBank genome assembly. NCBI's taxonomy places the organism in Eukaryota, Fungi, Basidiomycota, Agaricomycetes, Agaricales, Mycenaceae.